Molecule: messenger RNA, 704 nt
Organism: Caenorhabditis auriculariae
Lineage: Eukaryota; Metazoa; Nematoda; Chromadorea; Rhabditida; Rhabditidae
Source: the annotation of a GenBank genome assembly
AUGUCGGCUGCCGUCAGGGUUCUGGCUUUCCUGGCUUUUUUUGUCGUCGUCAGUGAAGCUCUUCACAAAAUCUCCCGUGAGUUUAUUUUUUUUUUCAAUAUUCGGAUUAGAAAUUCUUGUUUAGUUCACUUUGAUGAUGAAACAGACCCCAUCGAAGUAGAGCUGUACGACGAAAAGGAAUAUGAGAGUUUAUAUUUUGAAAAUAAUCGAAAAACCGCGGUGUUUUUUUAGGAAGACACCGCGAUUUUUUUGGAUGUUUUUCCGGAAUAUCGAAAUAUCAGAGCCUUCGAUCCAGAAAUUAAGCGCUUUUUUUCAUCAAAUAUCAAGUAACCUUGUUGAAAAUCCCUUUUCCUAGUUUCAAACUGAAUUUUUAUUUAGAUGAUGCACAAAGAGGAGCCGACUACGCCCUACUGGGACUUCAGAGAUAAACACCGAGACGCUUAUCGGAAAGAGUUGUUACAAAUCAUCAGAAACUUUCCGAAGGAUGACAAGGUCAGUUAUUAUUCUAUUUCUAAGGUGGUCCUCCGAAUGGCUCAUUUCGAGCCGCGACCGACCUGAAACGGUUUCCGUAGGGUGUUUUAAAAAACAACUUUUAAAAAAAGUUCUCAAAGUUCUCGUGACAAUUUCAGGGAAAAUACGUGUUUUAUCUCCGCGUACAGUUCGGGAUGAACGAACACUACCUGGAUUGGACCAUAUUUGAUUAA